AUUAGUCGGCUCCUUUUUCCUCCUUUUAAAUCCUUACCGUUGGAUGGAAGUUCUAAUCUUUUUGCAAAAUCAGAUAUUUUUGACUAUAUGUAUCACACAAUCUUUUUCUAUUUUCCCAUUCCUUAUGCUCAUCUUUUAUUUGGCCAAUCCUCCAAAAACUCUAAAACUUGAUUAUUUAUGAAGUGAAUUUAAUUUUUUUUAGUCAAAUUAAAUUUUGGUGAUCUUUGAAGUGAAGAAAAAUGGGGGAAGUAGUGGUAAGUAGUGAAGAUGAAUUGGAAAUAAUGGAAAUUGUGAAAGAAGAAGAAUUGAAGAAAAAGAAGGAUUUUAAAGAAGGUUCUAGUUCAACAAUGGCAAGAUUGGAGAAUGUUCUACCAAAAUUGGGUCUUAGAAUAUUAUUGGUUGAAGAUGAUGAUUCAACUAGACAACUUAUUGCUGCCCUUCUUAGAAAAUGCAGCUAUAAAGUUGCUGCAGUUGCUGAUGGUCUGAAAGCUUGGGAAAUAUUGAAGGCAAGACCUCAUAACAUAGACCUCAUAUUGACAGAAGCCGAAUUGCCAUCCAUUUCUGGAUAUGCUCUUCUAACCUUGAUUAGAGAACACGAAAUCUGCAAGAACAUCCCAGUUAUAAUGAUGUCCACACACGAUUCGAUUGGGAUGGUCUACAAAUGUAUGUUGAAAGGGGCGGCCGACUUUCUUGUAAAACCGAUUAGGAUAAACGAGCUGAAAAACUUAUGGCAACAUGUUUGGAGAAGGCAAUCUCAGUUGAAUCGAGAAGGUCUUGGUCCACAGGAUGAGAGUGUAGCACAGGAAAAACUCGAAGCCACGGCUGAAAACAAUUCUACAAGUGAUCAUUCGAGCAGCUCGAAAACUUGUACUCUAGGGCAAGAGCUUAUUAACAAAAAAGGAAGUGAUGCACAGGUUAGGAACCUUUUCCUUAGCUCUUGUGGAAACCCUGACUUAGAUGAUGAGAGCACAGACAUGGCUGAAGUGGAAGAUUAUUCACAGCCAAAGCAGGGGAUUUCUCCUGAUUCAGAAUUGAUACUACAGAAACACAGCAACUUUGGCAAUUCAAGUCAUAAUUUACGCACUUCUGAAAGUGCUGUUGCAGGAUCAGACACUGCUGCCUGCAAUAGCAACAAUGCGAUCAAUGAAGAACAACGAAGAAGUCCUAGGGAGGAUGUGAACAUAUGUACAGAAGCUAAUGACAAUACGGAUGUUCACCCCAACUUUUCAAGAGAAGCCAUUGAUUUGAUAGGAUCUUUAGAUAGCAACUCCAGACACAAUGCGUGUGCAAAUGAUGGAGGUGACAGAUCAGAGCCUUGUCAACAAUUGGAUUUGACUUUGAGGAGAUUCUUUCCCGGCACUCUUGAAAAUAAGAGUGGCAAUGAAAAUCAAAUGCUCAAUCAUUCCAAUGCAUCAGCUUUUACUCGGUAUGUAAACAAGCCAUCACAAAUGUCAAAUUCGAACCCAACUUCUGUUGUUACUCUUAAAGACUACAGAGUCAAUUCUGGUGAUCUUUUAUCUGACAAUACCAAAAACUCUAUGUCUCCAUAUGAUAGAAAGGUGAUAUCCCUCCCAACAAGUCUUGCAAAAGAAGUAGAAAACGAGUACAGAACUGCUUCAGAAAAACUAUUUCCAAUGGGAGGGAGACAAGUAGAUGUUUCUCCUAUGACAUCAGUUUCACCUAGUCCAAGUUCUGCUAACCAGCAGCAAACGAAUUCUUACCAUCAAUUCAGCAUUGAUAUGAUUAAUGGUAUACACCAUUACCAUGUUAUCGAUCAAAGUACUAAACCAUCCUCCAAUCAACCAAUGAGUAUGCAGCAGGAUCAGACUAAGCAGGACUCUUUAGAGGAGCGUGCUCAUUUCUCUUCUGCUGCUGAUCAAAGUACGAGUGGCUCUUUGCAUAAUGACACAGGCGCAGGAACUGGGCAUCUUAAUUGUGGAAUUUCCGAGGGUGGGAAUGAUCAAAGUCAUGUUACUCAAUUGACUAGCCAAAGAUCUUUGCAAAGGGAAGCAGCCCUUAAUAAGUUCCGGUUGAAGAGAAAGGAAAGAUGCUAUGAGAAGAAGGUUCGUUAUGAAAGCAGGAAAAAGCUUGCAGAGCAACGACCACGAGUAAAAGGGCAGUUUGUACGACAGGUGCCUCCAGAUCCUCCACCGCAGAUGUCUGACAAUUCCGGUGGCAUUUCAACUGCCAAUUAGCCAGGGUUGUCAUGUGAUUUGGAUUUGAUGUAAAGUUACAUACAGAAUUAUAAUAGAUAGGUGUUAGUAUGAGAUUUUUGUAUGUAUUUAAAAGUAGAUCAGUAGAUGAAAAUACCAUGAUUGUUUUGGUUUAGGAUUUAGACAAAGAUUCUUGAGACAGAACUUGAGAUUACAUUGUAUACAAGAUUAAAUUGAAAUUAACUUUCUUCCA
Spinacia oleracea (spinach) is the source of this 2406-nucleotide messenger RNA. RefSeq names its product two-component response regulator-like APRR5. The transcript is spliced from 8 exons. Gene Ontology annotation, molecular function: protein binding. The record is from RefSeq and is a predicted model, not a curated record. NCBI's taxonomy places the organism in Eukaryota, Viridiplantae, Streptophyta, Magnoliopsida, Caryophyllales, Amaranthaceae. The coding region runs from base 240 to 2195 and encodes 651 amino acids. Gene Ontology annotation, biological process: phosphorelay signal transduction system; cytokinin-activated signaling pathway.